AUGUGUUCUCCUGCAGACAGGGUCAAAGAGCUACUCACAAACGCCAUCAAACCUCAAAAAUUAAACGUUGUUGACGAAAGCGGUGGAUGUGAAGGAUUCAAAUUUCGAAUUUUGAUAAUUUCUGAAGCUUUCGGGGGAAAAAGAACUUUACAAUCACAUAGGAUGGUUCAAGCUGCUUUGGCCCCAAUGAUGGGCGAAACCCACGCAUUAACAAUCUGCGCUUACACUCCUGAAAAGUGGUCUCAGAUGACAUCAGAUGAUCGUCUAAACGCCGGAUGCCUUGACUUGGCCGAUGACAAUUAA
Caenorhabditis remanei is the source of this 303-nucleotide messenger RNA. RefSeq lists its product as uncharacterized. The record is from RefSeq and is a predicted model, not a curated record. Gene Ontology annotation, cellular component: cytosol; nucleus. Gene Ontology annotation, biological process: intracellular iron ion homeostasis. Lineage: Eukaryota; Metazoa; Nematoda; Chromadorea; Rhabditida; Rhabditidae. The transcript is spliced from 3 exons. Bases 1 to 303 code for a protein of 100 amino acids. Gene Ontology annotation, molecular function: 2 iron, 2 sulfur cluster binding.